CGCGAUAUGCUGGUUCACGUGUGGUGGCGGUUUCAGUGAGUGGCGGGGUUGCAGAAGGGGCGGAACAUACGUACAAAUUCCAUCAUGGAUAACGCCGACACCGAUGACAGCGACAGCACCCGGUACUCCGGCGACAGCCUAGACGUUUUAAACACCGAGGAGAGCGACUACGACUGCGCCAAAACAUCGAGCAGGACGAACGGCAACAAAUUCUCGAUCGACAACAUCCUGGGACUGAACAAAAGUCCAUUACGCUCCGACGACGCCGACUAUGACAGCGACGCGAGGACGCGGUUCGUCAAACCCACUCCGGUCAGUGCGGCCUCGCGAACAGGAAAUCUGUACCAAUCCCUGUUGGGGCUUCAGUAUUAUUCAAAUCCGAGUCGGAGCCAGUCGGACCAAGCCAGUCACGAGGGCGGCAAUCAGGCGGGUCUCGGUUUUUUGCCGUUCCAGCUUCAGAGCAAUCCGGGCAAUCCUGUGAUGUAUUCCGGUUGGAUGGCGAACGCGAGCGACAGCAAAGCACCUAGUCAAAUGUUCGGGCUUCAAGGGCCCAAGCCCGCCAGCAGGCGUUCGAGAAAGCCGGGACUCGAUCGGAAACCUCGGCAGGCUUACAGCGCGAAGCAGCUCGAAAGACUCGAGGGGGAAUUCAAAGUCGACAAGUACUUGAGCGUCAGCAAACGCAUGGAGCUGUCCAAGGCGCUCGGCCUUACCGAGGUGCAGAUCAAGACUUGGUUUCAGAACCGCAGAACGAAGUGGAAGAAGCAGUUGACCACGAGAUUGAAGAUGGCUCAGCGUCAGGGCCUUUUUGCGCCGCAAUUUUUCGCACCGGCGGCCGCGGCUACGCAACAGUAUUCCUCGCUAUUCCCGGCGUAUUACCCGCCCUUGGUGUUCGGGGUACCUACGAUAGAGGAGGCGUCGGUGGCGGCGCAGCAGGACACGACGCGACGGACAUCGCUGGCAGGGACGUAACCCCCUUGGCGCGUCGUCGUUGUUAAGUUUGUUUUGCCUGGUUAUUUAUUGUUAGUUUCUUUUUGGUG
Molecule: messenger RNA, 1037 nt
Organism: Cylas formicarius (sweet potato weevil)
Lineage: Eukaryota; Metazoa; Arthropoda; Insecta; Coleoptera; Brentidae
Product: homeobox protein engrailed-1a
Exons: 5
Coding region: 85-969 (294 amino acids)
Biological process (GO): regulation of DNA-templated transcription
Molecular function (GO): DNA-binding transcription factor activity, RNA polymerase II-specific; DNA binding
Source: RefSeq, a predicted model, not a curated record